This is a messenger RNA of Sebastes umbrosus (honeycomb rockfish), 2005 nucleotides long. Its product is annotated as aquaporin-3-like. Gene Ontology annotation, cellular component: basolateral plasma membrane; plasma membrane. The transcript has 6 exons. Bases 87 to 995 code for a protein of 302 amino acids. Gene Ontology annotation, biological process: water transport; glycerol transmembrane transport. NCBI's taxonomy places the organism in Eukaryota, Metazoa, Chordata, Actinopteri, Perciformes, Sebastidae. Gene Ontology annotation, molecular function: urea transmembrane transporter activity; water channel activity; glycerol channel activity. The record is from RefSeq and is a predicted model, not a curated record.
UCCUCCCAGCUUCACAACCACUCAGGAACAGCUACCUACAGUGCCUGUCUUCUCACAGACUCAUCAGCCUCUAGAAAGAAAUCAUCAUGGGCAGACAGAAGGUGUAUUUGAACAAACUGGCCCGGUUCUUCCAGAUCCGUAAUUUGCUGCUUCGCCAGGCCCUGGCAGAGUGUCUCGGCACCCUCAUCCUUGUGAUGUUUGGCUGUGGUGCGGUGGCCCAGCUGGUGUUGAGCAAAGGCUCCCAUGGCAUGUUCCUCACUGUCAACUUUGCCUUCGGCUUCGCUGCCAUGUUAGGCAUCCUGGUCUGUGGCCAGGUAUCAGGUGGCCAUCUGAACCCUGCGGUGACCUUUGCUAUGUGCCUGCUCGGAAGAGAGCCCUGGAAAAAGUUCCCCAUGUACUUCCUCUUUCAGACAAUUGGUGGUUUUUUCGGUGCUGCCAUCAUUUUCGGCAUGUACUACGAUGCCCUGUGGGACCUCCCUGGAUGUUUCAAUGUGACUGGGAUUAAUAAUACAGCUAAGAUCUUUGCUACCUACCCUGGACCACAUCUCACCAUUGUCAACGGCUUCUUUGAUCAGAUAAUCGGCACAGCAGCGCUGAUUGUUUGCAUUCUGGCUAUUGUGGAUCCAUACAACAACCCCAUCCCCCAGGGGCUGGAGGCCUUCACUGUGGGAUUUGUGGUUCUGGUUAUUGGAUUGUCUAUGGGCUUUAACUCUGGCUACGCUGUCAAUCCUGCCAGAGACCUUGGACCACGUCUUUUCACCGCUAUGGCUGGAUGGGGCAGCGACGUUUUCACGGUUAGAAACGGCUGGUUCCUGGUGCCCCUUUUCGCCCCGUUCCUUGGCACCAUCAUCGGCGUGGUAAUUUACCAGCUGAUGGUCGGCUUCCAUGUGGAGGGAGAAGUACGUGACCAGAAGAGCGCAGAGGAGGAGAAUGUCCGACUCACCAACGUCACCAACAAUGACAGACCCAAAGACGCUACCAAAGAAAUGCACUGAGCACACAUGCACAUUCUGUAAAUAUCGACACACAUCAUUAUUUUUCCUUCCAGACACAACUGUUUUUUACAAACCUUAUUUACAGCUGUUGGGGCAUCUCCCACGUUAGCUGUGUGUGUGUGUGUGUAUGAAAACAGGCCAAUCUCUUUACAUUAUCAUGUAUGAUUGUAUUAUAUUGUAGAGAAUGAUCGUGUGCGAGUGUAGAGGGGAGAAACACGACUUCAGAAACACAGAAUUACAUUAAUUCUUUUAGGAGAUGAACAUUUGGAUCUUAGAGUCUAGAGCGCUCCAGUUUGAACAGUAUUCAAUGGUUUAAUACCAAUGUAGUUUUAUAUAACUUUUUACACGGCAGAUGUAUUUUGACAGACGUAUGUCUUGCCCAACUAGUUUCUAUGCAUUUUGUCAGUCCAGAAUCUUUCACUGUUAACAUUUGAAUUCAGGGAAAUUGUCAGGAAAUUGGGAAACUUCAACCUAAAAGUUCCAUUAUUGAAGUAUAUUGAACAUUUUAAGUAUAGUAAGUGAAAUGAUGCUAUCCAUGUAGACUACAUCGACUCUGUUGUUAAGAGCUGACACAUGGUGGUGAAGCUAAAUCCGUUUCACAGCAUUCUUCACUUUACCACGGCUAUUUAAAAGCAGCCAUAUUAAAGCUGCUGUCUUUUUAUAGACACUCUCUUUGCCAUGUUAAAGUCCCAACCAGUAAGUCUUAAACAAGCUGACAGUUAUUGUGAUAUGUCAUCAUUUCCCCCUUUGUAUGAACGAAAUGUUAUCAGAAGAAUCAUUGUAGCCUUCUAAUUUCAUCCUUGAAAAUAUCAGACAUGUGUUAACAAAUGACAAUGAUCUUCAAUGUAUGGCACAAUAUGUACUGUAGUUUAUGCCCGUUGAUGUGUUGUACAUGAGUCCAUGGUUGGGUGCUGAACUGGACUGUGAGCACCUUGGUAGAUUGUAUGUAGGUUGAGGGGAAAUGCUUUUGUACUGAUACAAUAAAGUCCUGUUUUUGAUUGUUACAUGAA